UUAUUAAAAAAGAGAGCAGGAAAAAAAGUCCUGAUCGCCAGACAUAUGACCUGUUGCCCCGCGUCCUCUGCGUCCUCAGAUGUCGACCGCCCUUGUCGGUGAUCACUUCCUGCCACUUUCUUCCGUUACGUGAAAAAACCGAAAAAUUCAAAUUCAACCAAAUUCGAUUUGGUUGAUACGCCCAAGUUCGCUGAAUUUUAUUAUUACCCCCAAUUGGUUUUCGGUUCGGAAAAAUUGACAGACCGAUUUCAAUUGGAAAUCUUGCGUCCGAAGAAGCGAUCGCUUCAGCGAGUGAUGGUGGUCAUCAUGACCGGAGCGGGAGGACACAGCGGUAUGAGAUUUUAGUGUGCCAGUAAAUUUCUUUCGUCGCCCUACAAUUUCCAGCUGCGUCCGUCCUCGUUCCGGUUAGGGAAAAAAGUAGAAGACCAUAACAUCAAACAUGCAACGUCUCAAGAAUAGAGUUGAUAACUGGAUGGGUAAGAGCAGCAACGCAGAUGGGACCAACAGCAGCCUGCCACCUAACGAAAUCACGGCGCUCAAUAAGCCGCCGGUGUCGCGGACCUUGUCGAGCGAAGGGGAGCCGCGCGAAACCUGGAACAAGAAGGUCGAUUUCCUCCUCUCUGUCAUCGGCUUCGCCGUCGAUCUCGCCAACGUAUGGCGCUUCCCCUACUAUUGCUACAAGAACGGAGGAGGUGCCUUUUUAAUACCAUAUGGGAUCAUGCUCUUCGUCGGCGGAAUACCACUCUUCUACAUGGAACUGGCCCUCGGACAGUUCUACCGGAAAGGCGCCAUUACCAGCUGGGGUAGGAUCGUUCCCCUGUUCAAAGGAAUCGGAUUCGCCGUCGUCCUCAUCGCUUUCUACGUCGACUUUUUCUACAACGUCAUCAUCGCUUGGGCUCUGCACUUCUUCUUCGCUUCGUUUACCAGCCAAUUACCGUGGACCACUUGCUCCAAUUCGUGGAACACACCUCAAUGCGCCGAGGUGAAUCACGAGUUCAACGGCAGCUUCUACAUCGUCAACAAUCGCAGCGUUAUCAGCCAGAUGAACAACAGCGAGACGAUGAUGUCCGAUCUGGACGGCAUUAGCGAAUUGAAUUCCACCCAACAGUCAACCAAUUUCACGUCAGCCGCUUGGGAAUAUUUCGUGCGCGGUUUACUGGAACUGAACCAAAGCAAAGGUAUCGACGAUCUCGGUCGAAUCAAAUGGGACAUUGCUCUGUGUCUUCUCGUCGUCUACUUGAUCUGCUACUUCAGUUUAUGGAAGGGAAUUUCCACGUCCGGCAAGGUUGUUUGGUUCACGGCGCUCUUCCCGUAUGUUGUUCUCUUUAUCCUUUUGGUGCGGGGAAUAACGCUGCCGGGAUCAGCCGAAGGCAUCCGUUACUACCUAUCGCCCAACUUUGAAGCACUCAAAAAAGCCGAGGUCUGGGUGGAUGCAGCCACGCAGGUGUACUUUUCGCUGGGUCCAGGUUUUGGCGUUCUGCUGGCAUUCGCCUCUUACAACAAGUUCCACAAUAACGUUUACAAGGACGCGAUGCUGACAUCUUUAAUUAACUGCUCGACGAGUUUUCUGGCCGGUUUCGUCAUCUUUUCCGUGCUGGGUUAUAUGGCGCUGCGUUCGGGAAAACCUAUUGACCAGGUGGCGACCGAAGGACCGGGUCUCGUCUUUGUCGUUUAUCCGGAAGCCAUCGCCACCAUGCCCGGAUCCACUUUCUGGUCGUUGCUCUUCUUCAUGAUGCUUAUGACUCUUGGACUCGACAGCUCCUUUGGUGGGUCAGAGGCCAUCAUUACGGCACUCAGCGAUGAAUAUCCAAUCAUUGGUCGUCAUCGAGAGAUUUUCGUCGGUUGUUUAUUCAGCGUCUACUUUGUCGUUGGAUUGGCUUCCUGUUCUCAGGGUGGUUUUUACUUUUUCAACUUGCUCGAUCGCUUCGCUGCCGGCUUCUCCAUCCUCAUCGCCGUUCUAUUUGAAUCCAUCGCCGUGUCCUGGAUUUAUGGGAUCGAUCGCUUCUGUCAAGAUAUCAAAGCCAUGACUGGUUUCUGCCCAGGAAUCUACUGGCGAGUUUGUUGGAAGUUCAUCGCUCCCAUCUUUCUCAUGGGCAUUAUUGGCUACGGAUUGUGGGACUACAAGCCGCUGGAAUACGAUGGUUACAUCUACCCGACGUGGGCCAACGUCCUCGGCUGGUGUAUAGCCGGAUCCAGCAUCGCCAUGAUACCCACCGUCGCCAUUUACCAGAUCCUAAUCACACCAGGAACUUUUUGUCAACGAAUGAAAAUAUUGGUGACGCCGUACGUCGUCCAGCACGAGUCGAUGACGGUGGUAGACAACGCCAUGACCACCGAACGACCCACCACUCUAUUGAUCAUCGAUGAAAAUUUCAAGACGACUUCUACGGAUCGGAGCACCUACGUCUAAGUGGUUCAUCUCUUUCUCUCCAUCUCUUCCAUUUUCUCUUUUGUCAAAAAAGAUGGGAGCGGAUGGGCUGGAAUAUCCGUCCUCCGGAUGUACGGCCCGCUUCUUCUUCUUUUUUACAUCUAAUGAAUAUGAGAAGUUGAGAAUAGAGCAUAUCUUUGAUUCGACAAUUGUUUUGUACGAUCGUGUAUGAGUGACUGACGAUAACCAAGAAAGAUGAUGGGAGAGAUUGACGGAUCAACGGAUCAAAAUAAUUGGGUCUUUUUCUAGUCACAUUUUUGGCCCACAAGGGGUGCGAGUCGUCGUUGUUUUUUCGAUUUACCUAUAUCUUUUGUGGUGGUUUUUUUUUUCAAUUUGAUUUGUCAUUGAUUGAUUUAUUAUUAUCCGUAUGGAAUUGCACUGUCUCUAGAUUUCAACUGGACACCUGUAUCUGCGCAACUGAAAUCGUUGUUUCACAUACACUACUAAAGAACGCGUCAGUUCCGUCUGAAAUGAUUAGUUUUCAUAUCUAUUAGAUAUUUGUUCAUAUCAACUCACGUCUGUUGCUACGUAUACUCUUCUUCUUAUACUCACUUUCAUUUGCCCGUUUGUAUUUUUCUACUCAACUUGUCGCAAUCGGCGCAGACUCUCUUCAUUUAUAUAAUUCGUGUUGAUCUGUUUCAGUGUUCCGUCUGUUACAUAUAGUGCCGGAAAGAACCCGGCCGGCAUUUUUUUGUACGCAGUGUCUCUAUUUUGUGUUGGAACUUUUUGAUCCCAUCACGGAGUUGUAAUGAUUUAAUCCCUCGCCCCUCCUUCUCCCGCUAUUAUUAAAUGCCCAACAGCGAAAAAAAGAAAAGCAGCAGCAGCAGCAUGUGCAACAACAAUGGCGUUCCGCAUACAACAGCCAGUAUCCGGAGCGCCACUUGUCUUUCGACUGUAUAACUCCAAUGCGCCUCUCUAAUACUUUUCUCUCUUAAUUCCACAUUCUUCUAUAUGAUACGAUAUACGAUGAUGAAUAAUGACACACACACAGUA
Molecule: messenger RNA, 3421 nt
Organism: Daphnia pulex (common water flea)
Lineage: Eukaryota; Metazoa; Arthropoda; Branchiopoda; Diplostraca; Daphniidae
Gene: DAT
Product: sodium-dependent dopamine transporter-like
Exons: 17
Coding region: 440-2410 (656 amino acids)
Biological process (GO): dopamine uptake involved in synaptic transmission; sodium ion transmembrane transport
Cellular component (GO): neuronal cell body membrane; neuron projection; presynaptic membrane
Molecular function (GO): dopamine:sodium symporter activity
Source: RefSeq, a predicted model, not a curated record